Molecule: messenger RNA, 3690 nt
Organism: Danaus chrysippus (African queen)
Lineage: Eukaryota; Metazoa; Arthropoda; Insecta; Lepidoptera; Nymphalidae
Source: the annotation of a GenBank genome assembly
AUGGACACGUUGGUCUUACUGACCUCUCUCUUGGGACUCUUCUGUCUUGGUCGUGUGGAAGGAGGUCUAAGCGAUGAUUACAUGAGCAGUGGGGAAGCGCCUUAUAUAAUAGAACAGCCAUUAGAUGUCACUGUGGCUCGCCAUCAACCUGCAACAUUAAACUGCCGAGCUGGAGGUUCGCCCAGUCCUACCAUUCGGUGGUAUAAAAGCGGUGCCCUUGUUGUAUCGGAUACCCACAGAAGCCUUUUACCUGCUGGCGGUUUAUUCUUUCUGAGAGCAACCCAUGGAAGGGCACAUUCAGAUGCGGGAGUAUACUGGUGUGAAGCUACAAAUCCGUAUGGCACAGCGAGAAGUCGCAAUGCUACACUACAUGUCGCUGUUCUUCGUGAAGAAUUUAGACUGGAACCAGUAACUUCACAGACAGCUCAAGGAGAAACCGUUAUACUAGAAUGUUCACCACCGCGUGGCUCACCCGAGCCGACAGUCUACUGGAAGAAAGAUGGACAAAUUUUACAUUUUGACGGAGAUUCGAGAAUGCAUUUAGUAGACGGAGGUAGUCUUGUAAUACAAGACGCUACGCAAACUGACGCUGGCAGAUAUCAGUGCAUUGCAAGGAAUGCAGCUGGUACAAGAGAAUCUUCUGUCGCUACGCUCAGAAUACACAUUAAGCCGUAUCUAAUCGCCGGGCCUGAAGACAUCGUUGCACAAACUGGAGGCAGCGUGACCUUCAAAUGCAGGGUUGGAGGCGAUCCCUUACCUGAUGUUUUGUGGCGAAGAACAGCCGGAGGUGGUAACAUGCCACUCGGGCGUGUCAAAGUGCUAGACGAUCGUAGCCUCAGGCUUGACAACGUGAUUUUGACAGACGAAGGGGAGUACACAUGUGAAGCUGACAAUGCUGUAGGAGCUGUGAGUGCCACAGGAUAUUUAACUGUAUAUGAUCCCCCAAAAGUUACUUUAAAACCGAAUUCAGUUAUAGUAGAAAGUGGAACAAGUGUUACAUUUACAUGUACGUCGACUGGAAAACCCCAAGCUACCAUGUUCUGGAGUCUAGAAGGCAACCGAACAAUAAUAAUACCGGGAACUUCUAAAGGUAAAUACUACGCUUCACCUGUAUUGGAUAAUGUUACAAGAUUAACAAUCAAUAAUACUAGAAAAAAUGAAAGCGGGAACACAGUAGUUUGUUCUGCUGUUAACUUUGCUGGAAGUUCGAUUGUAAGAGGAAAAAUAAGCGUGACAUCAGAGGAUGACCGGCCACCACCAAUCAUAACAAACGGUCCCUCUAACCAAACGUUACCUAUAAAAUCGAUGGCAGUUUUCCCCUGUGCGGCCAUCGGCACACCUGAACCAAUUAUUGCCUGGUAUUUCGAAGGGGAAGCGUUAAUACAAAAUCAUAGAAGAAAUAUAUCAAGUGAUGGAACAUUGACAUUAAGAGAUUUGGAUAAAGAAGAUAGCGGUACUUACACGUGUGUUGCAUCAUCGCAACAUGGAAAGUAUGUAUGGAGUGGGGUUUUAUUAGUUGAUAGUCCAACAAAUCCAAACAUCCACUUCUUCAGAGCAGCGGACACUUCAGCAUUACCGGGUAGACCAACGAAACCAAUAACCUACAAUAUAACAGAUACGAGUGUGACUUUAACAUGGAAUCAAAAUAAUAAAAUUGGAUCGUCCUCUAUCAUCGGAUAUCAAAUAGAAAUGUUUUCGAGGGAGUCAUUGUCAGGAAACAACACGCCCAGAAAUUCUAGAGGAUGGGUGGUUGUUUCAAAGAGAGUAUAUCAAACACAUUAUGUUGUAAAAUCUUUGAUACCCGGUAUAACUUAUAUGUUUAUAGUGAGAGCAGAAAAUUCUCAUGGAUUAUCAGCACCGAGUUUAAUUUCGGAUGCUAUAACCGUAGGCGAUGAUACAAAUGGUUUAUGGGAAGGCGGAUUAUUUGCAAAUAACACCGAAUAUAGAAAAAAUAUUAUGACUGAUAAUAUUGUAGAUUUAAUUGAGGCAACGCCUAUCGAUUCCAAGACCAUAAAGCUUAUGUGGGAGAUAUUAAACUUCUUUUAUCUAGAGGGUUUAUUCAUAUAUUAUAGACCCUUAGAUAAUAAAACAAUCGAGUACGAAAUGAAAACUAUUUUGCAUUCCAAUGAUGUAUCUGGCUAUGAAAUAACGACCCUACGAAAAUAUAUGAAAUAUGAGUUCUUCCUUGUACCCUUUUAUAAGAAAUUUGAAGGAAAGCCUUCGAAUUCCAGAGUAGCUCAGACGUUAGAUGACGUUCCCGAUGGUCCACCAACAAAUAUCGAAAUGUACAUACUAAACGUCACAACAGUCCAUUUGAAAUGGCAUCCCCCGGAGCCAGAGUUGCAGAAUGGUGUAGUUAUAGGAUAUAACGUCGUUCUAAAUUGGUUGGAUAUACCGGCUAACAAGUCUAUGAUAGCUAUUAAUACCACCGUCUAUCAAGCCACAAGUCUUAUAAUGACUAAUCUGACAUCUGGCGUCAGUUAUUCUGUUCAAAUUGCUGCAGAAACUAUCGUUGGUUUGGGGCCAUUUAGCCAGAAGGUCUAUUUGAAUAUAGAUUCGCGCUCCGUAGGAUUAGAUCCAUUGUCAAGAUAUCCCAAUAAUGGAGAAGUAUCCAUUGUUGCCGGAGAUUUUGUAAUGGAAACAUGGUUUUAUUUCCUCAUUGGGGCUAUCGUGCUGUUUAAAGUUAUUAUGAUUGCUGGCAUUAUUUAUGUUCGGAGGCACAACAUAUUUGCUAAAAAGUCGGCACUCCCAAAUAUUUACAAUUCCAACGGCACCAGUUUAGUUACACAAAUGAAUAUUAAAGCAGCUGUAUCGCUAUCUCAUCCGUUGAGCAGUUGUUACAAUAAGAACUCAGUAACAAAAACUGAAUCACUACUGUGGAUGGAAAACCAACCAGGCCUAUGUAUGUCCGGGAAUCAAACGAGUCAGAGUAAAGAAAAAACCAAUUCGGAAUACGAUAAAGUCAGUCAUCAGCUUCCUGAAUAUGCAGAAGUCACUGCUUCGAGGGUGAACGGGAAUGAAUGGAAUACGAGCAAAACUGCCACCUCGCCCGCCGCCUACGCCUCAGUGACACUAGUAGCAAACACGAGGCAGUGUGUUAGUUCGCUGGGUUGGUUCCCUCCGGCAAGUAAAAGUAUUGAUAACUAUGAAAACCGCUAUCCUGAUGAAGAAUUAUACCCAGCUAGCAACGGAGGAUAUUACAACAGAAAUGUGUAUAGCGAGAAAUAUUUUCAAGGGCAUCCUAACGUCUUGAAAUUUUACGACCUUCCAUCGGUAGAUAAAACCCAAAAAGCACAAAUAAGAUACAACCAAAGCUUAGAAGAGAGGAAAGUUGACAAAAACUUUAAGACUGAAGUAACACAAUCUCUCAUUGGAAGAAGUUACGGUGUGAGUUCUAGAAAAAAUUCGGAAUCGGAAACUACAUACAGAGCUUUCGGCGAGGAUGAUUCUGAUGAUGAACAUUACAGAGAUGAUGGUGGCUACGACGAACUUCAAGCGAUGCAGCCUCAAAGACAGAGAUCGAAACAUCAGUACGAAAGACCAAAUUUCGAUAACGACCCGACCAGAACACUGGCGCGUCUUACAUCUUUUAAACAAGGUCAGAACAUUCACAUCGGUAACUCAGGAUCUCUUGCGCCAACCCAACCUCCACCAGCUCCGAAUCCAAGGAUUGAUUCAGUGACACGGUAG